This is a messenger RNA of Daldinia vernicosa, 2367 nucleotides long. Its product is annotated as PLP-dependent transferase. The record is from RefSeq and is a predicted model, not a curated record. Gene Ontology annotation, molecular function: pyridoxal phosphate binding; carbon-carbon lyase activity. Bases 144 to 1778 code for a protein of 544 amino acids. Gene Ontology annotation, biological process: carboxylic acid metabolic process. The transcript has 3 exons. NCBI's taxonomy places the organism in Eukaryota, Fungi, Ascomycota, Sordariomycetes, Xylariales, Hypoxylaceae.
UCAUUCAGCAUUCCUCUUCGCUAUACAGAUUAACUAACCACUUACAAGACGUUCCUAGGUCCUAAUAUACCUAGGUAGCGUAUGUACAAACAUAUAAACCACCGUCCUUAUAGUUAUACCGAGGCAUCCCCCACACAAAUCCAAUGGAUACAGAAACCUUCCUCAGCACCUCCUACACCCUCAUCCGAUCCGUCGCCGCCGUCCCCCCCGGCACAUCCGCACCAGCCCUCCCCUCCCCCUCAACCCUCUCCACCGCCCGAUCCAGCAUCCCCACCCCCUCCACCCCCAACGCCCUCUCCGGCCGUGGCCCCGCCGCCACCCUCGCACACCUAACAACCGACAUCGCGCCCGCGCUCGCCGGCCACAACCGCACCGGCCGGUACUACGGGUUCGUAACGGGGUCCACGCUCCCGGUUGCCGAGGCGGCUGAUAACUUGGUCUCGGCGCUGGAUAAUAGCCUGCAGGUGCAUCUGCCAGGGCAGAGCGUUGCGACCGAGGUCGAGGAUGUGGCGCUGAGGUUGCUGUUGCGGUUGUUGGGUUUAGAUGAUGGCGGGGUUGGUGAGGAGGGGAAGGGGAACAACUGGGCCGGCCGCACGUUUACGACGGGUGCGACGGCGAGUAAUGUCCUGGGAUUAGCGUGUGCGCGCGAAGCCGUGAUAAGCGCACGCUUGCCGCCGGCCGGAAGCAGCGCGGAUGGCGGUGGUGGUGGUGGUGGUGGUGGUGGUGGUGGUGUGGGCGAGUUAGGACUGCUAGGCGCGUGUGCGGCCGCGGGCGUGAAAGAGAUUCGAGUCCUAACGAGUAUGGGCCACAGCUCGCUAUCGAAAGCGGCGUCGAUUGUGGGGCUAGGUCGGAGCGCGGUGAAGGAGUUGCGGUAUAGCGAGGCCGAGCCCUGGAGGUUGGAUCUGGAUGCUGUGGAGAGAGAGCUGCAGCGCGAAGGGGUUGCUAGUAUUGUGGCUGUUAGUGCGGGUGAGGUUAAUACGGGGAGGUUUGCGACGACUGGCUUCGAGGAGAUGCGGCGGCUACGGGAUUUGGCUGAUAAGUACAAGGCUUGGAUACACGUUGAUGGUGCAUUCGGCAUCUUUGCCCGCGCCCUACCAGCUACAAGCGAAUUUUCACGGCUCCGGGAGUUUACGGCCGGCCUCGAGCUCGCGGAUAGCAUCACCGUGGACGGGCACAAGCUUCUCAACGUCCCCUACGACACCGGCAUAUUCUUCACUCGCACCUCCCACAUUCCCCAAGCCGUCUUCCAAAACCCCAACGCAGUCUACCUCUCGACGCCGACGCCGACCUCCGGCCCCGCCAUCCCCAGCCCCCUAAACAUCGGCCUCGAGAACUCGCGCCGCUUCCGCGCGCUACCCGUGUACGCGGUCCUCUUGAGCGAGGGCGCGGAAGGCGUAGCUGACAUGCUGGCGCGCAUGGUACGACUGGCUCGCGGUAUCGCCGGGGCUAUAGCUCGUGACGACGAGCUGAGAGGAGACUACGAAUUACUGCCUGCUCUUACGGCCGAGCAGAAGGGGGCAGGGGAGAAAGAGGAGGAGGAGGAGAACACGCAUAUUGUAGUGCUGUUUCGCGCGCGAGACCCGGGGCUUAACGCUGCGUUGGUUGAAAAGAUUCAAGCAUCGGGGGACUGGUACGUUAGCGGGACAAAGUGGGAGGGGCAGCCUGCGUGUCGUAUUGCGGUGGCGAGUUGGCGGGUUAAUGUCGAUGAAGAUUUGGCGUUUGUGAAGGACAGGUUAGUUGGGAUAGCUAAGGAGUGGAAGGACGGGGAUGGUAAAUGAAUACCCCCUAAGACGAGGGACGCGGGUUAGGUUGGAUUACAUAGACUUAUAUAUUAAAGAAGAGGCUUUUAGUGACAAUGGCAAAAGCCCCCUUUUUGUUCUCUUUAAUUUUUUUAUACCUUGCUCGUUGACACGUCUCCCAGAUAGUCUUAUACUAACUUGAAGCUGUAGCAAGAGAAUGCUAUAGCUACGUAAGUGGCCCUAAUUUAUAAUAAUUCAUCUUGAAGCACUUCUCUUAUCGUAAUAUCGAGACUUCUUCGUCCGUAAGCGGCGCGUGUUGCGAAGGAUCUCUAAGACGAUCCCGUACUGAGAGAAUAUACCGAGGAUAGGUAGGCAAACUCCAGUCGUAGUCUUCAACAGACCUGCCCAUACCCUUUGAGGUGGUAUGCUUGUUGUUUGCAAUCUAGCAUUCUAACUCGGCGCAGUAGCCGAUUGAAUCGUCCAGCGAGCGGGCUGCAACAUCAGUCUACUAGCCAUCUUAGCAGCAAAGCAGGUCUGCGACAUUCUGUUCCCAUCUUACAACCAUCCAUCCCAUCCAUCCCAUCCCCUCAGCCAAACUUCCGACUCCCCCCCUUCGUCGUCCCCUUCC